Messenger RNA from Numida meleagris (helmeted guineafowl), 937 nucleotides. RefSeq names its product small nuclear ribonucleoprotein D1 polypeptide (gene SNRPD1). Gene Ontology annotation, biological process: spliceosomal snRNP assembly; RNA processing. Gene Ontology annotation, cellular component: U2 snRNP; U1 snRNP; spliceosomal tri-snRNP complex. The transcript has 4 exons. NCBI's taxonomy places the organism in Eukaryota, Metazoa, Chordata, Aves, Galliformes, Numididae. The record is from RefSeq and is a predicted model, not a curated record. Gene Ontology annotation, molecular function: RNA binding. Bases 245 to 583 code for a protein of 112 amino acids.
GCUGCUCCGAGCUGGUAGAAUCACAGAGUAUCCCGAGCCCAGCUCCCGGCGGCACGCAGGGCGCCCAGAACCCAAACCCUGUGUCUGAGAGCGUUGUCCCAACGCUCCUUGAGCUCAGUGCCGCCAUUCCCAGCCUCUGGCAACUGGGCGCAGUUUGGGGCUUUGGCUUUGCCCAGUGGAGCCCCUUCAGUAGCAUUCAUGGAAGCUGGGAACGCUUGCUUUAGAAUAUAACACGCAGUUUCUGAUGAAGCUGAGUCACGAGACUGUAACCAUCGAGCUGAAGAACGGGACGCAGGUGCACGGCACCAUCACAGGAGUGGAUGUCAGUAUGAAUACUCAUCUCAAGGCUGUGAAAAUGACGCUGAAGAACAGGGAGCCUGUACAGCUGGAGACGCUGAGCAUUCGGGGGAAUAACAUCCGAUACUUCAUUCUGCCAGACAGUUUGCCCCUGGACACCUUGCUAGUGGAUGUUGAACCAAAAGUCAAGUCCAAGAAGAGAGAAGCGGUUGCUGGAAGAGGCCGUGGCCGAGGCCGUGGAAGAGGCCGGGGCCGCGGAAGAGGAAGAGGAGGCCCAAGACGAUAACUUCCCCCAUGCAACUGUUACCAAAUUCUGGGCGACUUUGGAUUUUUUUUUGUACAGGUCUUGUUUAUGGUAUCCAUUUUUAAUAAACCAAAAAGUGAAACAGUUGUCUUUCCUUCGUUAGUUAGGUAUGGGAAGGGAGCCCUGUAUUUCUAGAAGCUGCUGCAGACUAAACGUGUCCUGUCGGUGUUGAUCAUGACUUUCAAGAUUUCAUCCACCCCUGAAGGCUGUGAAAUGACCUCCUGCUCUUUGCCCUGUAGACUUGUAUUGAUGCACUUGAAAAUGUUUGAAAUGAAUCCCUCUUUUAUAAGGCGCUUGCCAUCUUCUAAUGGUUAAAUAAUCAAGGCACUGCAUUUA